AUGUCUCUGGAGUCUGGAGUGACCUGGGUCGUGUUCCACGUUCACAAACUUGGAGACAUCGACGUCUCCGAAUCCGGGAUACGUGUAGCUGCAGCUGGUGAAAAUUGCAGAACGGUGCCGUACGAGAGCCACGUGGUGUGUGAUAUGACCGAGAUUAUGACGUCAACGUUUCCGUCAUCGAAUCCUCGGUGGCACCGCUGCCAGCCGCGACAGCUGAUCGACCAUCGACCAAGUGGAAUUCCAGUGGAGGACGUGCACCGUCUGGAUUGCGUCACCGAGCAUAAUCAGAAGGUAGACAAGGGACGAGCGAAACUUCGAAGAAUGACCAUCGACGAGAAAAAUUCAUACGGAAAAAUCGAAGAAACGGAAGCUAGCGAGGCUUGUUGCACGAACAGUGGUAUACACUAACGAUGGACACCAGUGGAUCAAGAACAGAUGCGCCAGCACGAGUUCUCAGACGUUCGCAGAGCAUGAA
Messenger RNA from Habropoda laboriosa, 475 nucleotides. RefSeq lists its product as uncharacterized. NCBI's taxonomy places the organism in Eukaryota, Metazoa, Arthropoda, Insecta, Hymenoptera, Apidae. The transcript is spliced from 4 exons. Bases 1 to 408 code for a protein of 135 amino acids. The record is from RefSeq and is a predicted model, not a curated record.